Aspergillus lentulus is the source of this 1683-nucleotide messenger RNA. RefSeq lists its product as uncharacterized. The record is from RefSeq and is a predicted model, not a curated record. NCBI's taxonomy places the organism in Eukaryota, Fungi, Ascomycota, Eurotiomycetes, Eurotiales, Aspergillaceae. Gene Ontology annotation, molecular function: protein binding.
AUGCUGGCCCAGCUCCCCGUCGAGAUCCUGCUACAAAUCACAGCAUACCUUGACAACGAAACCUUAACCAAUCUCUAUGAACUCUCUCGCCGGCUGUACUGCGUUAUAGCUCCCCAACUGCGUGAAAUUUACAGAGUAAAGACAGUUGAUCUGGGCUCUGUAAAGAAUGUCCAAGAGAUCAAUAUCCGGCCUCACCUAACCGGCCGACGAAUGCUGAAGUUUGUCGAGGAGUUGAUCUUUGUUGGUCAUUGUGGUGAUCAUCGCGAAUGGAAUCAUUGCUUCCUGCAUGCAGGGAAGUGUGCAGAUGAUCUCGGACGUGCAUUGAUGCCGUUGUUUCGGGGAUUGAAGAGGCAUAGCCUUAUGACCUUUAGAUGGUAUAUUGAGGCGUGCGUCCCUCAUCAAAUUCUUGGUUCUAAGGGGUACCUACGCAGGCAUCAGAGAAACAUCAAGCAUUUAAUGCUUAAAACUGGAUGGUGCAUUGAGGACACUGACCUGAGUCGCAAACUAUCGAUUUCACGAUUCCAUAAUGUUCGAAACUUGUGUUGGACAGGGAUCAGUACAAUUAAUCAUCAUAUUGCUCUGACACACUUCUUUGCUGCCAAUGCAUGUCGCCUAGAAGAACUCACACUUGAUGUCUACUCCCAUCCCCGGUUUACUGCUAAAUGGAGAGACCUCCACAAUGACUGGAUGAAGGCUAGGAAUAUCUUUGCGUUCAAGGUCCUUCAGUUGCAGAAGAACAACACACAAAGCCUCUUCCCACGACUUCGCAAAUUAUCUCUCUGCGGCGUCGGUUUUCAAUAUGCUCAUACCGAGAUGGCGUAUGCCUUCCAACUCCACAAACUCCACACAUUGAAACUGAAUAGCUCCCACAUUCUAGAGACAGUUGCAGAGAUUGCCGACAACCAAACCAUUCCUCUCACUGCCCUUAUUAUCAGAGUAGACGAGCAGUGGAGCCGACUCCAGCAACGGUUCUUCGCCCUGUCCAUGCCAAAUCUGAAAGAUGUAUUCCUGCGCAUAAACGCCCCCGAUCAAACCUCGCUCACGCCACAUCUAAGAUCGAUCUUCACUCCGGGGAGGGAAAUCAGACGGUUCGUCUACCAUCGUCACCUCUAUGUUGCUAGCGACACUGCUUCUGUGUGGGACCCAACCGUGGGCCCCAUGGUCUGGGAUACUGGAGUCGUUACCCUGCUCAGCAAAGCGAAUCUCCAAUGCGUCGGGCUCUGUGAUCAUUUGCCCUCCCUGAGAUUCCACCUAGCCCAAAACCCCCCCAUGACAUGGGAAAUCCUCCACAUCCGCUGCUUACCAACCAUACACGAAGAGUACCACCCGCACAAUCCCACAUUCGACCUCACCUACGACUUCGAUGGCCCCUUUAACAAGCCACCAACCUCCGUAGUCGACCUUACCUCGUACAGAUCAGAAUUCACAACUGGCAAGAUUACCGAGUUCUUAGCCUUUGCCAAUUGGGCAUUUGGUCCGCACGGCUUACCGAAAUUAGAGCUCUUGGUGUUUGGGCAAGUUAACACAACGCAUUGGGUUCAGGCCCUUGAACGGUAUAUCUUCUUAACGAGGAACACUGACGUCGCAACGCGCAUGAAGUAUCCGUAUCGACAGGUUGAGGUUGGCGACGAGGGAAUUCAGACGAAGUUUGAGGACAAUCUGGAUUUUCUGAUGACCAGAUAG